Messenger RNA from Python bivittatus (Burmese python), 2915 nucleotides. The record is from RefSeq and is a predicted model, not a curated record. NCBI's taxonomy places the organism in Eukaryota, Metazoa, Chordata, Lepidosauria, Squamata, Pythonidae.
AUUAAAACAGAAGACCUCAGUGACUCUUUGCAAACGUCCCUCUCCUCCAGAUCAAGUCACCUAGCCCAGGGGGCUUCCAUGAUGCCUGGAGGACAAAUUUCUGGGAAUGUGAACUCUCUUCAUACUUUGCAGCAACUCGUGCAAGUUCCAGGACCUAUGCAGUCUGUCCCCCUGUUCCUGCUUUCUCAAGGCCCAGCAGGACAACAAGCUCUGCAGUCAAACCUUCUCUCCUUUCCUCAACAACAAAGUGGACUUCUGCUCCCACAGCAUGGACACAGCUUAGCAUCUCAGGCAGUGGGACGUCCUGGACACCCUGGGACAUCGUUGGAGCCUCACCUUGAGGCCCCUCAGCAUUUACAAGUUGCCAAACACUUGCCGUCCUCCAUGGCAACAGAUGAGGCCAACGAUUUGGAAGAGCUGGAAAAAUUUGCCAAGACUUUCAAGCAGAGGCGCAUCAAACUGGGGUUUACGCAGGGCGAUGUAGGUCUGGCUAUGGGGAAGCUCUACGGAAAUGACUUCAGCCAGACCACCAUUUCCCGCUUUGAAGCUCUCAAUCUGAGCUUCAAGAACAUGUGCAAGUUAAAACCACUCCUGGAGAAGUGGCUGAGUGAUGCAGAAUCGUCCCCCUUGGACUCAUCCGUGAGCAGCCCAAGUUCUUACCCCUCCGUGAGUGAGAUGUUUGGACGCAAGAGGAAGAAACGAACCAGCAUUGAGACCAACAUCCGCUCCACGCUGGAGAAGCGGUUCCAAGACAACCCCAAGCCCAGCUCAGAGGAAAUAGCCCUGAUUGCAGAACAGUUGUCCAUGGAAAAGGAAGUGGUCCGAGUUUGGUUCUGCAACCGAAGGCAGAAGGAAAAACGUAUCAGCUGUCCAACGCCCUCUCCCAUAAAAUCACCGCUCUACAACUCCAGACUGGUUUCUACCUCAGGAUCUUUGGGUCCCCUUUCUGCCCACAGUUCCAUGCAUGGUGCAGUGUCUUCUUCCUGCUCUCCUGGCCAUGCCAGCCGGUCUUCAUCCCCUGGCACAGGACUUCACAUCAACACUCCCGGCAUGCCUCAAAGCAACUCUAAAGUAGCCAUCAACUCAUCCAAUUUCAACUCCUCUGGACCAUGGUACCGAUGGAACCAGCCUACUUACCUCCAUUAAAGCAUCAUUUUGGAAGAGCAUCCACAACUACCCGUCUUUCCUCUGUUUAAAAAAAAAAAAGUAGGGGAGCCUUCACAGCUUUCGGUGAACCACUUCUCCAGGAAGUGUUUUCUCAGGCAAAUGUUUGGCACAUUGGCACAGAUGACUUUUGGCAAGGGCGAAUCUCCCGUUGAUUGAUGUAAACCGAACUGUCAAAGAGACUCGAGCUACAAUUGGUCCCUCUCUCACUGAGAGGGGGGUGUGGUGUACACGCAUCCUCUGUCAGCCCACCAGCUUGCCAACCUCAAGGGCAUUUUUCUUGGGAUGCAUCUGCAGAAAAGCUUCCACUUCUAGAUCUAAACCUGCCCUUGAGGAUUUUCUAAUCUGAGCCAAGGUUGCCCAAUUUAUUUCAUUUAAGGAUGGAAUGUGGAUGGUCCUCUUAACUGCCCUCUUCCAGAACAAGGUGAUGGCACUUUGUCAGUGAGAGGUGAAUCUAAUGGUAUCUACUCAAUGUUUUGAAGUGCAUUUUUUUAGGAAGGGGGGAAGGGGGUUCUAGGUGCAUAGCAGAUUUUGGUCCUCAGACACGUCAGGGUGAGAAUCUGUAGCCAAGGGAGGCUGAGAAGCAAUAUGGCUGUCAAAUUGACGUGCAUCUAAUGGUUCAAAAGGGAUAGUGGGUUGACCUGGCGCAUCUCAAAUUCCUGCAGUGCAGAAAUGUGGAGAUUUUAGCCCAAAAGCAUUUGCUCUUCUAAUGUUUGGGAGGUGGUGUUGUAGAAUAAGCUGUACUCUGUGUGUAUAUGUCUUACACAAACAUAACGUCUUCCACCUCGCUUCUCAGCAAACCAGUUAUGCAGUUUUUCAUGCACAGUGAUUCAAACUCAAUCCGGAAAACUUAGAACUGGCAUCAGGGGUUCACCAGGACCCUGGGCACGAGGAAGUAAUGCAUUUCCUCUCCAUAAGCUCCAUAUCCUGAGCACUUUUGAAGCUAUUUUUAAAAGCUUUAAAAAUAUUUGUUUUACGCAUGGGAAGGGAUGGACGUUUAUCCAUUUAUCUAGUCAUGUAGACAAUUUCCUUCCUUCCUGUGCCUGGUUUUCUUGUCUUUUUUUCUUUUAGUACAACAUUUCUGGGAGAAGAUGCAGUUGACUGGACCAUAAAAGAUGUGCCCAUUGGUCCAGUCAAUUUCACCUCUCCCUUCAUCAGGGACAGGAACCGAACAGCUUUUCUUCUCCAGGGUCUGGCUUCAUUCAGGGACACAACUCUCUGCUCCAGCUUGGUUCCUCCACUUUCCAAGCUUGCAACGCUACAUGGCUGAAGGGAAGGUGAGGAAGAAGAAUGGUGAAGCCAGCCAGGAGGGCUCUGGAGGAUCUCCCUGGGAUACGCAUUGUUUUCCUUUAGAGUAAGAUGCUGCUUGUGAAUCCCAAGUGAGAUCAUGAAGACUGGAAAAGAUGUGGGGAAGCUGCAGGGAGGUGGGGGGAAGGGGAAGAGGAAGAGGAAGGAGAGGGGGAACAUGAAUCUUGUAAAAAUAGCCCAAGCAGUGGCUUAUCUUCAUGUCUCCUGUAGCUGCUAUUCAUUCAAACUUUGUGCACGUGCCCCCACCCACCCCAGUACCAGCCCACCAGGAGGUUGCUAUAGACAAGCCUUCUCUAACUCCGCACCUUUGAAAUAUCCUGGCAUCGCUGUUUCUGGAAAGUCGGUGUGGAUCUUGGCUCAACUGCAGGGCAGUUGCCAGGAGAAAGAUGGUACCCACUCAUGCCACAGAAUGUCUUGCUUGCCUUGAAGAAGUAAACCUGAGU